This is a messenger RNA of Lucilia sericata (common green bottle fly), 2428 nucleotides long. It is a transcript of the gene eIF4E1, whose product is annotated as eukaryotic translation initiation factor 4E1. Gene Ontology annotation, molecular function: RNA 7-methylguanosine cap binding; translation initiation factor activity. The record is from RefSeq and is a predicted model, not a curated record. The transcript is spliced from 6 exons. Gene Ontology annotation, cellular component: cytoplasm; eukaryotic translation initiation factor 4F complex. Lineage: Eukaryota; Metazoa; Arthropoda; Insecta; Diptera; Calliphoridae. The coding region runs from base 1090 to 1818 and encodes 242 amino acids. Gene Ontology annotation, biological process: translational initiation.
UUCGAAAACAAACAUCAUUCUAUAAACAGUAAAUUCAUAAGCGAGUUUUUUAAUAAAAUUCAAUUUUUACUUUAUUUACGAUUGUAAAAUUGCAACAACAACAAAAAAGAUCUUGUGAUAGAAAAGAAAAAAAAAACCAUUUAAAACAAAAAUUUCUCUUUAAACAAAAAAAAAAAGACAAGAAACGAACAAAUUUUUGGAAUUGCAAAAUAUUUAAAAGCCGUGUAUACCAAUAAAAAAAAAUUAAGCAGACAAAAAGACAACAACAAAAAUAUAAAAGAAUUAAAAGCACAAGAUAAACACGUGAACUAAAACGGAAAAUACAAAUAAAAAACAGGUCCCACUGACGAGAAAAAAAAAAGAACAGUAAAAGAAUUUAAAACGAAAAUCAAAGAAAAACGAGGUCAUUAGCAUAAUUUGGUAAAAAAAACAAGAACACUAUUCCAAAAGUGUGAGAAAAACUGCAUACGGUAUUUUUUUUCCAGUAAAUGGCAUUUGGUCUAGUUUUAUUUUAAAAACCAUCACUUCAAUGAUCUUUGUUUUAUUACACACAAACUAAUUAAACAUAUUUCUACUCAUUGUAUUUAGCUCUUUAUUUCUGUAAUAACUUUUAUUGUUUUUUUUUCUCAUAUGCAAUUCUGUGUGUGUGAUCAUCAUCUUGUAGAUAUUUCUCUUUGUGUGUGCGUUCAUAAUUUUUUGUUUCGUUUCUCUUACUUUUUUUUUUUUUUUGCCAUUUUGGUUAGAAAAAAAGAGCAUUUUUUUCUGUAAUUAUACUCUGCUUUUGUUUAAUAAAUCUACUCUGCUGCAUACCCCACCUUAAAAAUAAAGUAGAAACGAAAAGAAAUAUAAAAAAAUAAUUGUGCUGGAUUGUUUGUGUGGUAGCAGUAAAUAAAAAUAAUAAUAAUAAAAAAAAAGUAAAAUUAUUUUACACAAUAUCAUCAUAUCAUAGUCUCUUGUCUUAAGAGAACUGGCUGUUGACUAACGUCAAAAAAGAAGCAAAAAAAAAAAACACAUUUUGUUGUUCUUCGUUCAUUUUUUUUUUUUUUGUAUUUUACUCAUUAUAAUUUAUUCGUUUUAAAUAUUUGUGUCAUGAUGUUUCAAAGCGACUUUCAUAGAAAGAAGAAUUUUGCAAAUCCAAAUUUGUUUAAAAACUCUACCACACAAAAGGAGAAUGCUCCAGCUGCUGCUCAACCUACACCAGCAGCCGGCCGUCCUGAAGCCAAAGAGGAAACCAAUACCAAACCCGAUCAAGAGGAGGUUCGCCCUGAACAUUUGUUCAAACAUCCCCUACAGAACACCUGGACUUUGUGGUAUUUAGAAAAUGAUCGUACUAAAUCAUGGGAAGACAUGCAAAAUGAAAUAACCAGCUUUGAUACCGUUGAAGAUUUCUGGAGCCUAUACAAUCACAUUAAGCCCCCAUCUGAUAUUAAAGCUGGCAGCGAUUAUUCUCUAUUCAAGAAAGGCAUUCGGCCAAUGUGGGAAGAUGCUGCUAAUAAACAAGGUGGUCGUUGGGUUAUUACAUUAAAUCGUUGUCCAAAACCUGAAUUGGAUAAUUUGUGGUUAGAUGUGCUUUUAUGUUUAAUUGGUGAAGCUUUCGAUCAUUCAGAUCAAAUUUGCGGUGCCGUAGUCAAUAUACGUAAUAAAAAUAAUAAAAUUUCUAUUUGGACUGCUAAUGGCAACAAUGAAGAAGCCGCUUUAGAGAUUGGCCAUAAAUUGAGAGAAGCUUUGCGUUUGGGUCGUCAAAAUUUGCAAUAUCAGCUGCACAAGGAUACAAUGGUUAAAACGGGCUCAAAUGUUAAAUCCGUUUAUACAUUGUAAAUGAAUUAUGUUUUUUCUUAAAUGUUUUUGUUCGAAAAACACAUGUUUGAGGAUGGUAGAGUAAUCAAAGAAAAAGAAAAGAAGAAUACCCAAUAACAACUAUAUUGUCUUAGUAUACAUUGUCAUAAAACAUAUGCACACAAAACAGCAACAACAGGAAACUACCCCCAUACUCACACUUUUAUACAUACUACUACUACUAAUAUUAAACCUACAACUUCCUCUUCUGUAAUUAAAAUUUUUCUGCAAUUAUCUUGUGCAUGUGCUGAACUGUCCCUUAAUUUGCUAAUAUUUUUGAGCCUUAGUUUUGGCACCAGCUGAAAUUAGGAAAAUAUAACAAGAAACAUUCAACGAAAAAACAAAAAUUAAAGCAAAACAAAAUACCUUUCACUUUAAAACUAACAAGCAGAAAAAAAAUUUGAUUGUAUUUCCAUUAAAAAUUCUCCCUAAACUACUCGAAGAUUAACAGGAAAAGCAAAAACAAAUCAGUGCUGGUUUUUAUUAACAUCAUUUUAUUAUUGGUAAAGAAAAUUUGUAAACUUUUUUGUUAAAAAAGCCGGUCUUUGGCAAAUUUUCUAAAAAUUUGAAUUCCAAAAAAAAAAAAAUAUUU